ACCCAACCGAUAAAGACCUUCGCCUUCUUUAUGACCCAAUUUUUCUUUUCUUUACAUCUAUCCUCUCAUUUUUUCCCACUUAUUUCUCCUCCUUCUCAUAACCCAACCUCCUACUUUCAACUUCCAAUCCAAUGUCUUCCUCCGUUUCUUCCCAACAUGAUCAGGUUCUAGUAGAAGAAAACUCCUUCGCAAGAAUUCUAACCUUAAACCGGCCUAAGCAGCUCAAUGCCCUUUCAUUUCAGAUGAUUUCUCGGUUACUAGAACUUUUUCUUGCCUACGAGGAGGAUCCUAAUGUCAAGCUGGUAAUACUGAAGGGAAAAGGAAGAGCAUUUUGUGCUGGUGGAGAUGUUGUAGCUGUGGUACAUGAUAUUUGGGCAGGUGGAUGGAGAGCAGGUGCCAACUUUUUUAUGAAGGAAUUCUCCUUAAACUAUUUGAUGGCGACCUAUAGCAAACCACAGGUUUCAAUUCUUAAUGGAAUCGUUAUGGGAGGUGGGAACGGUGUUUCAAUGCAUGGUAGAUUCCGUGUUGCAACUGAGAACUCGGUUUUUGCAAUGCCUGAAACAGCUUUGGGACUCUUCCCAGAUGUAGGAGCGUCAUAUUUCUUGUCAAGACUCCCAGGAUUUUUCGGAGAAUAUGUCGGUCUUACUGGUGCAAGAUUGGAUGGUGCAGAAAUGCUUGCAUGUGGCCUUGCAACUCACUUUGUCCCUUCAGCUAAAUUACCUAUGGUAGAAGCAGCAUUAUGUGAUGCAGAUUCCAGUGAUCCAGUAAUCAUAUCAUCAAUUAUUGAUCAGUACUGUGAGAAACCCUCAUUGAAAGAGCAGACUGUGUACAAUCGAUUAGAUGUCAUUGAUAGAUGUUUCUCUCAAAGAACGGUUGAAGAAAUUUUGUCUGCUCUUGAGAGGGAGGUUGUUGACCAAAGGGACGGUUGGAUCUUUGCUACCAUUCAAACACUGAAAAAGGCUUCUCCGACUAGUCUUAAAAUUUCUCUUAGAUCAAUUAGAGUAGGAAGAGUUCAAGGUGUCGGUGCAUGCCUCGCUCGUGAAUAUAGAAUGGUUUGCCAUGUUAUGCGCGGAGAAUUCAGCAAAGACUUUUUCGAGGGUUGCAGGGCUAUACUACUGGAUAAAGAUAAGAACCCAAAGUGGGAGCCGUCGAAAUUGGAGCAUAUUGCUGAUACUACAAUAGACAGGUAUUUCUCCAAGGUGAAGGAUGAAGAUUGGGAAGAUCUUAAGCCUCCAACUAGAUCCAAAUUCAACUUGCCACCAUAUGUCAUUGCAAAGCUUUAGAUGACCACUGAGAUGAACAUGUUAAGAGUAUAGAGCACAAAGUUGUAAUGUCUAUAAUGAAGCAAAGUCCAUUGGGUAUAAAUAUAUAUAUAUAUAUAUGCAUGUCACUCCUUGAUGAGUAAUAAGUAAGCUGUCCUGUGCAUUUCACUGCCGACAUAACUCUGAAUCCAUAUGAGACCAAUAAAAAUUACCACAGUUAAAUCCUUCUUUUA
Molecule: messenger RNA, 1495 nt
Organism: Gossypium raimondii (Peruvian cotton)
Lineage: Eukaryota; Viridiplantae; Streptophyta; Magnoliopsida; Malvales; Malvaceae
Product: 3-hydroxyisobutyryl-CoA hydrolase 1
Exons: 14
Coding region: 132-1283 (383 amino acids)
Biological process (GO): L-valine catabolic process
Molecular function (GO): 3-hydroxyisobutyryl-CoA hydrolase activity
Source: RefSeq, a predicted model, not a curated record